AUGGCAUUAAUGGCACAUCUGCGGUUUUCAUUAGUGGUACCGUUCAGGCUCGUUGGUGUCACACGUCAUUUGCACUGCACGGCGAGAGCACUGGCACAAGAAGGGUCUGAAAAUGAAAUAAGUCUGUUACUUUCAAAACAUGGUAAAAAGUUGAAACCAAAACAAGAUCAUUUCCUUGUCUUGACACCACAUCAGACUGGUGUUAUGCGCUUACCGAGGAAAUCUAAAACACUGCAAUCAAACUCGCAUUUGUCUAUUCUUGAAGGGUUUGAUUUUAAGAGACACACUGAGAACGGUACCAAUCAUUCUCAAGUGCGAGACGUAGACAUUCUUUCCAACAUUCAGGACACGACCAGUAAACUUAUGAAGUUCAAGGAGCAAGAGGACAAUGAACAGAUGGCGAAAGCGAUAGAUAGUUGUAAGCCAAGCUCAGAGGCUAUUUCUGAGAAGAGAUAUUUGCAAUUGGAGAAAGUUUUGGACGAACAAUUCACUUUGCAACAACUAAGAAACUAUUGCUACUUGAAGCAUGGUGUUCGUAAAGCAAGGAUUCCGAAGAAAAAUUUGAUUCCAACCAUCAUCACCAAAUUGUGGAACUGUUCAAUCGAUUAUAACAAAAGUGAACAUGACGAUUUGAUUGUGGAAAACGAAAUUUCUCUUGAAACAAGAGACAUUUAUCUAUUACUAUUGACUAAAAAUGGUAGAAUCCUACAAAACUUGGCUAGAAUUGGUGCGACGAUUGCUGUUGUUAUUGAUGAAAAUAAACUUGUGGUUCGUGCUACUUCCCAUAUCUUCAAAUACGUUGAAGUGUCCAUUUCCAGGAUCUUGGAGAACGUUGUUUCCGAUGAUUUUUCAAUUGAAGAGUUCAUUAAAGAUCACAGUCAAAUCGAUGGUGUCCAUCACAUGACGCCAGAGGAAAUCAUCGCUUUGAUGCAAACUCAAUCAUCCAGUUAUGUAGAAAUCACUGACGAUUCCAAAUAUAAAAUCAGUACUAUUGGCCGUAAAAACAUGAAUAUAAUAAAUUCAUUGUUGCUGUGGGUUUUGAAUUAUAACCCUCAAACUACGGAGAUAUUAGUACCUUAUGAUGGAGGAGAAAAAACUGAACAGUACCCAUUAACUAAUUACGAAUGGAUCAAUUGGGUAGCAAGAAAACAGUCGUGGCACAGAAUUCAGCAGCCUGUUGCCAUCAAUCAAGAAAUUAAAGACACCAAGAUCGAUCUUUCGGAAAAGAUCGACAAGAUCUGGGAUAUCUUAGAAAUCAAUAAAACAAAAUGUGCGAAACCUCUCGCUUUCACUGAAACGAAAUCAUUAAGUAUAGCUUUUGGUCACAUCCUUGAAAAUGCUCAAAACAAAAUUUUGUUUCAAUCCAAGAUUCCGGAAGUGGUUCCUAAAGUUCUUCGACUACCUUUAUGGGAUAAAGACGGUUAUGUGGAGGACGAUUUAUUCUCAGUUGAUCAGCAUCUAUAUUUGGUUCAAAUGAAAUUUGUUCCCAACUUAGCGGACGUUUCUCACAAGGUUAAUGUUUCUCCUUUGGAAGUUUGGUUCACCUUGGAUGAAAAUAACAACGCUGAUACUUCGACCGUCAGAUGCAUCCACACUUAUUCGGAUAAUUCAGCUUGUAUCCAAACUCCUACACUUUCUCAUGACUUUAAAAUCACAGUGACAGAUACAGUGGAUGCACUUCCAGAAGAUUUGGAAUCUUCAGAGUUUUUCGAUUGGCUACAGAGGGAACAACCAAGCUUCAGGAAAUUCUUACAGGAAAGUAAUUUCUCUUUCGGAGGCUUGAAGAAGCCCCGCAUUGCUCCUUCUUUUGAAUUGAACGUGAAAUUAGAAGGAAUGGAAGAACCGCAAAAGAUCAGAUACAAUUAUUUGCAUCGCUACGAACACCGUUUAUUAAGAUUCAAGUACAAAGAAGAUUGUUUGGUACAACUCUCUGAAAUUGAAGGCGGAAGCUUAGGAGGCAAAGCUUCAUCUAUUGAUUUUAUCAGCACUAACGGAUCCAUCAACAAGGACAUCGUUAGAAAUUUCAUCGAUGACGUUUUACAAUUCUGA
Kluyveromyces lactis is the source of this 2049-nucleotide messenger RNA. It is a transcript of the gene SLS1, whose product is annotated as Sls1p. Bases 1 to 2049 code for a protein of 682 amino acids. The record is from RefSeq and is a predicted model, not a curated record. The transcript has a single exon. Gene Ontology annotation, cellular component: mitochondrial inner membrane. NCBI's taxonomy places the organism in Eukaryota, Fungi, Ascomycota, Saccharomycetes, Saccharomycetales, Saccharomycetaceae.